Hyalella azteca is the source of this 1405-nucleotide messenger RNA. RefSeq lists its product as uncharacterized. NCBI's taxonomy places the organism in Eukaryota, Metazoa, Arthropoda, Malacostraca, Amphipoda, Hyalellidae. The transcript has 3 exons. The record is from RefSeq and is a predicted model, not a curated record. The coding region runs from base 61 to 528 and encodes 155 amino acids.
UCAACUCCGACGACGAAGGUUAACUCAGUUCUGUGGUCGCAACAUCCAACAUCUUCCGACAUGCCAGCCUCAGCAGCCCUCCACCAGGCGGACAACAUCAUGACCAACGUGGACUCAGCUCUGCGUACCGUAGGGUACGACUUACCGUCCCUCAUCAAGUCCAUCGACUUCAAGACUAUCGGGCUCGUCACCGGCGCCAUCAUCCUCGGUCUGCUGCUGUUCGACGUCAUCAGUCAGUGGCUGGGCAAGAGCCUCGAUAACGACUACUCCAGCUAUUCCUCCUACGGCCGCAGUCUGGCCGUUGGUGCCGCCAAAGUUUGGGACAAGAAGGACGAGAUCGGCCUCCUUGAAGGUGUUCGUGGCGGUCGCUCAUUGGAAUCGGUGACGAAGGUGCUAGACUCCAUCUCUGACGCGGUGCUCAAGUGGGAGGAAGACUCCGGUGCGUCCGCACAGCAGAAGAACGCGUCCGCAGUCCCCCAGCAGGACCUCAAGACCGCCCCGCGCAAGAGCAAGAUUCUCUUCCAGUAAAAGAUUACUUGAAGGACUCUUGCGGGUGUAGCUUGGAUCUUUCAGUUAUGGGGUAGAUCUUGCUAUUUCGACAUGUUGUUCCUUAGUUGUGGCGUUGAUCUCUCUCUCAGUUGUUGCCCUGAGAUUCUCAGUUGUGGCGCGAAUCUCUCGGUUGUUGCACUGAGAUUCUCAGUUAUGAAGUGAAUCUCGCAGCUGUGGCCCGUUGCUCCUCAGUUGUAACGUGGAUUUCCCAGUUGUGGUAAAUACCUCCAUCUGUUCUGGCGGGGAUCUCUCAGUUACUUGGUUGAGCCACGGAUCUCAUGGUCGUUGCAUCGAGCUUUUGAACAUGGUGUAGAGUUCCAUCAUUAUCGUCUGGAGCCUUCGGAUUUUGACAUUGAGCUUGCCCCUACGUCGUUAUUUUGUUGUUGGAGCUUGCAAAAAAUCAAUCUUUCAUGAUUUUAAAUUCAAGGGCAUAACAACAAUUCCAGGUUACAUCAUCCCAAGGCGAUUAGCUAAAGACUCCAAUUGGACAUAUGGCGAUUUGUCUCGUUGGUCUGAAGAAGGGGUUUAUGUAUUGCGUAUGGAUAAGCUAAUGCACUUGUUGAUAUAAGAGUCGCGACUCACAGUUAUAUUCGGCCGAGAGAACCGUCACUUCGCGCUUAUUUAAACUUAUUUAUGAUAUGUGAGUCAUCACUGCAAUGAUUGUUGAGUUGAUUGUCGUUGUGUGCUUGUAUAUUUAACUUAUUAUAAUUGUGUUUAUUACCGAUCCCUAAAAUUGGACAUGAUGCACGAUAAAUACUUCUCUGCUAAUGCAACCAAAGAAUGAACAUAAAAUGGUAAUUUCUUAAAAUCUUUUGUUUCAUCCAUUUUAUAUUUUGUUUUAAAGAAACAACUUGUC